Macroventuria anomochaeta is the source of this 3375-nucleotide messenger RNA. RefSeq lists its product as uncharacterized. The record is from RefSeq and is a predicted model, not a curated record. Gene Ontology annotation, molecular function: ribosomal large subunit binding; tRNA binding. The coding region runs from base 25 to 3375 and encodes 1116 amino acids. Lineage: Eukaryota; Fungi; Ascomycota; Dothideomycetes; Pleosporales; Didymellaceae. Gene Ontology annotation, biological process: ribosome-associated ubiquitin-dependent protein catabolic process; rescue of stalled cytosolic ribosome. The transcript is spliced from 3 exons. Gene Ontology annotation, cellular component: RQC complex.
CCAGACUUUGCACACGACACAACCAUGAAGCAGCGAUUCUCCAGCUUGGACGUCAAGGUCAUUGCGCACGAGCUGUCCAAUGCGCUGACUUCGUUGCGCGUUACAAACGUCUACGAUCUCUCAUCGCGCAUUUUCCUCGUCAAAUUCCAUAAGCCAGACCACCGCGAACAACUGCUCAUCGAUUCUGGCUUCCGCUGCCACCUUACCGAAUAUGCGCGCACCACAGCAGCAGCGCCCUCGGGCUUCGUUGCGAAGCUGCGCAAAUACCUGAAGACGAGGAGAGUCACCUCCAUCUCCCAAGUCGGUACCGACCGCAUCCUCGAGUUCCAGUUCUCCGACGGCCUGUACAGACUAUACCUCGAGUUCUACGCCGGCGGCAACAUCGUUCUGACGGAUGGCGAUCUGCACAUUCUGGCUCUGCUGCGAAAUGUCGACGAGGGCGAAGAACACGAGAAGCUGAGGGUCGGACUGCAGUACAAUCUGUCCUUGCGACAGAACUACAGUGGCGUACCGGAGCUCACGAAAGAGCGCAUUCGCCAAGGCCUACAGAAGGCCGUCGACCGCCAGCAAGCGCAGCCGGAAGUGACCGGCAAGAAAGCGAAGAAGGCAGGAAAGGACGCGCUGAGGAAGGCGCUAGCGACCUCGAUCACCGAACUGCCUCCGCUGCUCGUCGAUCACGCGCUGCACGUUGCAAAGUACGACUCGACGCUGAAGCCGGAGCAAGUGCUUGCGAGCGAGGACCUGCUAGACCAGCUGUUGACCGUUCUCCGAGACGCCUUGAGGAUAACAAAAGAGAUCACUGAACCAGACCAGGUGAAGGGAUACAUCUUAGCGAAGCCCAGCCCUGCAGCACCGAGUGCGGAGGACGAAGGCUCUGGGAAGGGCAGGCAGCUGUACGACGAUUUCCAUCCGUUCCGUCCCGCACAGUUCGAGAACUCGGACCUUAGGUUCCUCGAAUUCGACACCUUUGGCAAGGCUGUUGAUGAGUUCUUUUCUUCGAUAGAGGGCCAAAAACUCGAGUCCAAACUACAAGAGCGCGAGGCGCACGCAAAGAAGAAGCUGGAGAAGGCGCGCAAAGAGCACGAGGAGCGCAUUGGUGGGCUGCAAAAAGCACAAGAGCUGGACUUCCGCAAGGCAGAAGCUAUUCUCGCAAACGUCCAUCGCGUCACCGAAGCUACAGACGCCAUCAACGGUCUGAUUACACAGGGCAUGGACUGGGUGGACAUUGGGCGUCUGAUUGAGCGAGAACAGUCUGCAGGGAAUGCCGUCGCACAGCUCAUCAAGCUUCCACUGAAGCUGCAGGAGAACACAAUCACCCUGCUUCUAGACGAGCACACCUGGACAGAAGGCCAGGACGAGGAAGACGAGGGCAACGAUACCAGCUCCGUAAGCGAAGACACCGACGACGAGGGCGACAAUCAAAAGAAGAGGCCUGCGCCUGUAAAGGUGACUGCACAGCCAAAGCUUUCAAUCGACAUCGACCUAGGUCUCUCUGCAUGGGCGAACUCUACGGAGUACUUUGAUUCGAAGAAGACAGCGGCCAGUAAAGAAGAGCGUACGCUGCAAGCAUCUGAACGAGCUCUGAAGAGCCACGAGAAAAAGGUUGCUGAAGAUCUCAAGAAGGGCCUGAAACAAGAGAAGGAAGUGCUGCGACCUGUGCGCAAACAGCAAUGGUUCGAGAAGUACAUCUACUUCAUCUCCUCAGAUGGGUACCUCGUGCUUGGUGGCAAGGACGCUCAGCAGAAUGAGAUCAUUUACCAAAGAUACCUGCGCAAGGGAGAUGUCUACGUUCACUCCGACCUCAAGGGCUCUAUCCCUAUGAUCAUCAAGAACAACCCAAACACCCCGGAUGCGCCGAUUCCGCCUUCGACACUAUCCCAGGCUGGCAAUUUGUCAGUCUGCACAUCAGACGCAUGGGACUCGAAGGCCGCCAUGCCGGCGUGGUGGGUCCUUGCCGAUGGUGUUACGAAGACUGGUCAGACUGGAGAGUUCUUGCCGCCCGGCAUCUUCAACAUCAAGGGCAAGAAGGAGUAUCUCCCACCAGCGCAGCUCAUUAUUGGCCUUGGCGUGAUGUUCGAGAUCAGCGAGGACAGCAAAGCUCGUCACCACAAGCACCGAGUCCAGGGCGGUGUUUUGGCGCCUACUACCGCAGAGGCAGAGGCAGAGGCAGAACUGGCACAAGAGAAGAAGACAGCCCAAGCUAACGAUGACGCGGACAGCGACGAUGAUGACGCUUUCCCGGAUGCAAAGAUGGCUUCUGACUCUGAGGAAGACUUUCCUGAUGCAAAGAUGGACGACUCGGAUGAGAGCGACGCUGAAUCUGAGACUGAAGCGCCUGCGAACCCACUCCAGUCGAAGACUGCAGACCAAAAAGCUGAAUCAGAAGAGGAAGAGGAAGAUGUUCCUUCGCCGCAGAGUGAGCCCGCCACUGCUGGUUCAGACGAGAACGCAAAGUCGCAAGACAAGGACAAGACAGAAGGCAAGUCCGGUAUUCGCCACCUAUCAGCACGAGAGCGUCGCCUUAUGAGGAAGGGCCAGUUGCCCGACGCCACACCCGGCUCAGCAGCUACGGAAGAGAACGAUGAUGAUGAUGAAGGUCACUCAGCCGGCGACGAAUCCAAGCCUGCUACCCGUGCCCCUGGCACCGUCACAUCACAAGCCACGAAGAACAGCUCAGCACCACUCCCCCGCGGCAAGCGCGGCAAAGCAAAGAAGCUAGCCACCAAAUACGCCGCCCAAGACGAAGAAGACCGCGCCCUCGCCAUGCGCCUUCUGGGCUCCAAAUCCGGCCAAGUAGCCGCCGAAACCGCGGCCAACGACGCACGCAAGAAAGAAGAAGAAGCCCUGGCCAACAAGCAGCGGCGCCGCGAACAACACCAGCGCGCCCAAGACAAGGGCAAAGCAGCCGAAGAAGCGCGCCGCGCCGCCCUCGAAAACGACGACGAAGGCGAAGAUGACGAGAGCCUCAAGAGCAACUUGCUAAAUUUUGAUGCUUUUACCGGACGGCCGUUGCCAGGCGACACGAUUCUAAGCGCGAUCCCCGUCGCAGCGCCCUGGGCCGCGCUCGCAAGCUACAAAUACAAAGCCAAGAUCCAGCCCGGAUCUACCAAGCGCGGAAAAGCCGUCAAGGAAGUACUCUCUAUCUGGGACAACGCAGGGAAAGACGCGAAAGCGACGGAUAAGCACAGUCAAGACGUUGAGAGGAUCUGGCCAAGGGAGAUUGACUUGAUUCGCGGGUGGAAGGAACCAGAGGUUGUGAGUGUGUUGCCCGUCGCAAAGGUUAGGGUUAUGAUUGCGGGAGGUAGACGGGGGGCAGCGGCGGCGAAGGGAAAGAAGAGUGCGAGGGGUGGGCGGGGGAGUAAGAAGAGUAAGUGA